Phyllotreta striolata is the source of this 465-nucleotide messenger RNA. The record is from the annotation of a GenBank genome assembly. NCBI's taxonomy places the organism in Eukaryota, Metazoa, Arthropoda, Insecta, Coleoptera, Chrysomelidae.
AUGCGCGCGAGCUCUCCACUCUCCAUCAUAUCAUCAUCAUAUCAUAUCCCGUGUCGCCCAACCGUCCGUUCCCCACGUCCGGCGACGACCCGCAGGACCCUCGGGCGACAAUGCGACAACCAUAACACGAGCUUUUAUAAAAAUACCGAGUGCGAUAAAAAUAGCAGUCGCACGUCGGCCAUCACCGGUGGAAAUCCAAGCGGCGCGGCGGCGGAUCGGAGCGAGCAGAGCCAGCGAUCGCGGCAGUCCGUCGGAAAAGUCGUGGCCGGCGAAUUUCCCGACUCGCUCGGUGGAUUUCCCGACAGUGUGUCUCCGUUGGACGGGCGCAGCGGAGGGUGUUUUGCCGAUGCGAACUGUUCCCUUUAUGGAUCUAAUGCGGCAUUGCCGAAGGUGACGCAAAUGUUCAAGGUUUCAUGGCACCGUAGGAACGGCUCGCGGCAAACCGGAUCGCGAACGCCAUGCUGA